Lactuca virosa is the source of this 1074-nucleotide messenger RNA. The record is from the annotation of a GenBank genome assembly. Lineage: Eukaryota; Viridiplantae; Streptophyta; Magnoliopsida; Asterales; Asteraceae.
AUGAUGACACUGGAUAGAAGUAGUGAAGUUGAAACUUCAACAGGCAAACGGUUGGUUCAAAAAAGAAAAUCAUCGAAGUCGAUCGAUGAAUUAACAGCUACAACAUCAAAAGAAAAAGAAAAAAAAGCAAGAAGGUUGGAUAUGGGUAAAACUCAUGAAAAAACUUCAAUAGCCGAACGACUAAUUGAAAGAAGAAAAUCAUUGAAGCUUAUUGAUGAAUCAGCCGAUACAACAGCAAAAUCCAAAGAAAAAAAGCUACUUUACUGUGACGGUCUUGAAUGUCAGCGUUUAAUCUUAAAGUCAAAAAUUCCAACAAUAACAAUGUGGUCAACAGAGGAUUUGAAUAACAGACAGUCUUUUGAAAUUGAAGAUGGUGGGUUUGGAUAUGGAAAAGUUGUUAUCACACAAAUGACGAGAGAUAGCGAGGGACCGUCCAAUGUGAAAGACAAUCUUUAUGACACUGUUGAGGAAUAUAAAGAGAACUUUGAUAAGAUGUUCAAUAAAGUUUCAUCUAGAAAGGAGGACAUGUAUGGAAUUGUUUCUGAUUGUAUAUCAAAUUUCCCAGAUGUCAAUAUAACAAAUGAAUUGAAAGAGAAGUUCAUUAAGUUAUUUUCAUAUCCUAUUUUUUCAAGUGCUGAUAAUCAAAACAAUGAAAACGAAAAAAAGGAUCACAUGAAAGGGUUGAAUCUCAAAAUGAGUUCUGAGUUAUUAGAUGAAACUAAAUCUUUUGACGAGCGAGUUUUAACUUUUGAGACUCGUGUUGAUAAGUUUCUAUCUAAUUUCAAGGCAAAUGUAGAUUUCAAUGAUCUUAAACUCGUGGUUUUCCCAAUACUUAAUGGUGAUCAUAUGUAUGUUGUUGUUUUCAACCUAACAUAUCCACAAGUUCAUAUUAUAGACAGCAUAGAAACAAAAUCGUUAGAAGAAACUUAUGGAAUGACACCUACAUCAUUAAAAUUGUACUUUAUACGAUAUCUGGAGAAAACUACAUUUAUCGUCAAUAAAAUCAAAGGUUUGCGAUCAACAACAGUGAAGAUGAUGAAAAUUGACUGGAACACAAAGAAGUUAACAACAUAG